Pygocentrus nattereri (red-bellied piranha) is the source of this 4460-nucleotide messenger RNA. RefSeq names its product gdnf family receptor alpha 1a (gene gfra1a). Gene Ontology annotation, cellular component: external side of plasma membrane; signaling receptor complex. The record is from RefSeq and is a predicted model, not a curated record. Gene Ontology annotation, biological process: nervous system development. The coding region runs from base 335 to 1873 and encodes 512 amino acids. Lineage: Eukaryota; Metazoa; Chordata; Actinopteri; Characiformes; Serrasalmidae. The transcript is spliced from 10 exons. Gene Ontology annotation, molecular function: signaling receptor activity.
GCUGUCGCGCGCUCACUCGAACGCAGGUUUCCUUGGAUACGGAGUUUUGGAGCCGGUCGAGCGUCCUGUGUGUUUUAUCCGUCUUAUUUUUAUGGCUGUCUGUCUGUUUUUCCCGUAUUUUUUCUUUAGCCGCCCAUGAAUUACAACCAGCAGACCAUCCCAAAUCGGACAGUCGCGACCGCGGAGUACUUUGGAGGAAGAUAUUUAGUGGGAGCGUUAAUGUGACGAUGCUCGGGCGGCUGAGUGAAGCAGGGCGGUAGAAGCUGUAAGGUUAAGUUGCAAACGAGCUGUGAGGGAUAAAAAGCGAGAAAUAAAAUCGUCCUUUCGAGUCGAAAUGUUGUUCGCCACGGCGUGUUUCCUCCUGCCACUGCUCGAUGUGCUCUUGUGCGCUGGAGAGCCAAUGUUCACCGCCGCCAGCCGGCUGGACUGCGUCAGGGCCAGCGAGCUGUGCCUGAAGGAGCCGGCGUGCAGCACCAAAUACCGGACCAUGAGGCAGUGCGUGGCAGGCAAAGAGAGCAACUCCAGCGUGCUGGCCGGCCUGGAGUCCAGGGACGAAUGCCGCAGUGCCUUGGACGCGCUGAAGCAGAGUCCGCUGUACAACUGCAGGUGUAAAAGAGGCAUGAAGAAGGAGAAGAAUUGCCUGCGCAUUUACUGGGGAAUCUACCAACAUCUGCAGGGGAAUGAUUUUCUUGAGGAUUCUCCAUACGAGCCUGUCAACAGCCGCCUCUCAGAUAUAUUUCGAUUGGCCCCCAUCUAUUCAGAGGGAGGAACAAGCAGCGGUCCCUGGAGUGGCCCAGUCACCGUGGCCCCUGGGAGAGGGGCCUCUGGCAGGGCUAAAGCACCGGAGCCUCAGGACCCUGGUAGAAACAGGAGAGCACACCCCAAUUGGGCUAUUCUGGGGGAGCCAGCACUGGCUAAGGAGAACAACUGCCUGAACGCGGCCAAAGCCUGCAACUUGAACGACACAUGUAAGAAGUACCGCUCGGCCUACAUCAGCCCAUGCACCAGCAGGGUCUCCACAGCUGAGGUGUGCAACAAGCGCAAGUGCCACAAGGCCCUACGUCAGUUCUUUGACAAGGUGCCACCCAAGCACAGCUACGGCAUGCUCUACUGCUCCUGCCCCGUGGGCGACACGUCGGCCUGCUCCGAGCGCCGCCGCCAGACCAUCGUCCCGGCCUGCUCUUAUGAGGACAAAGAGAAACCCAACUGCCUGGCACUGCAAGCCUCCUGCAAGAGCAACUACAUCUGCAGGUCUCGUCUGGCAGAUUUCUUUGCUAACUGUCAGCCUGAGCCCCGGUCUCUCUCUGGCUGUCUCAAAGAGAAUUAUGCGGACUGCCUCUUGUCCUACUCUGGCCUCAUUGGUACAGUGAUGACACCAAACUACCUGCGUUCCCCUAAAAUCAGCGUGUCACCCUUCUGUGACUGCAGCAGCAGCGGCAACAGUAAAGAGGAAUGUGACAGAUUCACCGAGUUCUUUACCGACAACGUCUGUUUGCGUAAUGCCAUCCAGGCGUUUGGAAAUGGGACGGAUGUGAGUGUGUGGCAGCCCAUGCCUCCAGUACAGACUACCACCUCCAUAACCACCCCGUCCCAGAGAGCACGUGAAAGGGACCGAUUGUCCAAUGUCUUAGAGCCGGAAGACUCCCUCUACCAGUUCUGUGGAAGCCUACAGGCUCAGAAGCUGAAGACCAACAAUACAAUAGAUGUGUUAUGUGUGGAUCCGCAGAUCGACCCCAGCUCCUCCAACACCAUCUCCGGAAACUCCUCCGAGCGGCAGGCGUCUCCAUCAGGCCUUAGCUCUCUACUGCUGCUGCUGGCCAUUUCCCUGCACUGCACCCUCACACCCAUACCUGUGUCCACGGCACGGUUGUAGCCACCUGGCAAAGGCAAAACAUGGACGCUCACAAUUUGUACAAAAUUGAUCUCUGUUCCCGGUCCACCCGUUGUACUCACCUUCUCUCUGUCUCCUCUCUCUCUAUCCCUCUUCUUAUGGCUCUGGGUUUUAGGAGCUUUGGUUUAUGCUGUGUUGACGCAACAAACAAAGUGAUUUCGGUGUAUUUGAGUUUUCUCUUUGUUCUCUGCUUUUUUUUUUUUUGACUGGGAGAAGAAACGCAGAAAGGAUGUGUGAGAUUUAUUGGAGGUCUUGCAACAUUCCAGGAGGGACCACAGGGUGUUCUCGAGUGGCUGCUGUUUGGUGGAUGAGAGUUCAUUCAGAAAUGUCUACGGUGGCUCCAUAUACAGUAACUGAGAUGCGUUCAGGCAGCUUUGUUAAGUGUGUUUCGGCGAAUCUCACCUGUGUUUGCGUAUUUUGUGUGCUUACUGAUGUGAUUCACGUUGACUGGCACACAAAGAAAAGCCAGAAGGAGCUCAGUGGCACGCUGCAGGGUUGUCCGCUAUUCCUCACCGUCACUUGGGCUUUCAAUGAAGACUCCUGACCGUGCUCCUCUUCCAGGACACAUAGAAGCAUCAAUCCUUUUCUUUGCUCUCAGCAUAACGCAUAUCAAAAACUCACUUUCACAGUGCAUCUGAGACCUGCUUGGAAGGUUUGGCUGGAUAGGAUUUCAGCUGUGUGUAAUGAGUAUUCCUACAGGAUGAUUGCAGUCAGAGCUUUAAUGAAUUGUUGCGAUCGGCAGAGGUUGAAUGCGUUUCAAUGCAUAUAAUGUGUAGUUUGAGGGAGGCGUGUGGCAGAGAGAGUGAGAGUAUGUUGCAGUGCCUGAGUUGGCUGAGCAGUGGCACUGGGUAUCUGGACCUGUGGAACUGUGCAGAGCAGAGUGCCUCCAAGCCUGUUAUGCAGAACAGUCAUUGACAGUGUUGUUUCUGAUUUAAUCAGACAUAAACCCUUAUCAUCUUUCUUACAAGCCAUUGCUGUAAUUGUACCCCAUCAUGCAACCUUGCCAAACCGCCCGAUACUCAUCCGUCCUUAAGAGUACAUUCAUAUUGCCUUUACAAUGUCGCAGUAGACUGUGCUUGGACCCCUGAGUCCAGAUGAAAUAUGACAGAGUCCUGUAUGUAUAUUCUAGUCUUUUUUUGUAUUGUAAGUCUAUUCUGAAAGUUACAGAGGGGGUAUCUAUCAUGGCUGCAUCAUGUCUAUAUGUCAAAACAAGGUGUAAUUUUGCUAGAAUAAUCUUGAUAUUGAUUUAUCUGGAGCAGAUUUGAUUUAGAAGUUCCCUUCGACUUGAAAUUGUACCCGAUGAAACAGUCAUUCACAUUCUUGAAGCAUGUGCAGUUAACCACUUCAGUCGUUGCACACUUGAAGCAUUUAUGACAUGCUCCUAUGGUUUGUGUAGCUUUUUGGACAAGAAGUUAAUGUAUUGUACUCCAUAUUAUUUAGAAGACAUCCAGAUGUUAUAAAAAAUAUACCUAUGUAUCGUAAAAGCGACUGGAUGUUCUUUAAGAGAAGGUUUUUUGUUUAUAAAUGAUGUUGCUGUGUCUUAUCAUACUGAAUAAGGCUAUCUUGUUGAUUUUUUUAAGUAAAUAUGUAUACAUCAUUUAAAGGAAUAGGCUACAUCUGGAAUGAUUGCUGCCCCAAUGGUACCCCAAGCUGUUCUACAGACGUUUAAGUAAAUACAGUUCUAUUGUUCAAUGGCUUAAAAGAAAAGAGCUCUUAUUUUUGUAUCUUUUGCAUUGUUUUAUCUCUGUAUCCCUCGCCCAUGUUACCACACUGAACAGCAAUGGAGUUAUAAAUAUAGCAUGGGUUGUAAUUGCAAUAAAGGUUUUGGAGACACGGAAGUAGCAGUUCUAGAUGGGCAUUUCCUAGGGCAGCUUGUCGCCUGUCAUAUGCAGCAAGGCUUAUACUGAGUGUACAAAACAUUGGAGAUGGCUUUUUUAUUUUGCUUUGCACUUUAGACUGUUAGGCUGUCACUUGACUAACUACAGAUCUUCUGCUGAUCUACACAGUUCAUGUCAACUUUGCACUGUUUCCACUGAUUGCCAGCCAUUGGCUUAACAUCUGUUGGAGUGGUGAACAAUUCCAAAUAAGUGCCCGAAACUUUUAAGCUUAAAACCCAAUCACGGCUCUUCAGCCUUUUUUCUUGCUUGUUUUCUCCUUACGUACAUAAUCCAUGUCUCAGCUGUCACAUGCCUUAAAAUCGUCCUUUUACCUGCCUCCCCCUUCAUCCACACUGAUUUAAGUGGAUUUAACAGCUGAAAUCAAUUAGAAUUCAUAGCUUUCACAUGGUCUGUUUUAUGAAGCAGUCAGGCCUGGUGUUUUGUAUACUCAGUGUUAUGCUGCAACACCUGAAUGUGCUUUUUACAAACUGAAAGUCGGAAAAUGGUCAUCUAAAAAAAAGAAAUAGCUGAAUAUUCUUUUACACAUCCACAACAUACCGGCCAUUACAACAGAGGACUUGUUCUUGAAUAUAAAUAAAAGAUUCCUCAGCUAUCUGACAUAUUUCUUCCUAGCUUGUGAAAACGUUAAACGUAUUCUAUGAAAACAAUGAUUAAAAUGUUGACUCAUCCAA